UUUUUUUUAACUUUGGAUACAUCACCAUAUCAUUUCUGAUGAACAAUUUCAUGGAUAAACUUUCUUCAUAAUACUUAGAUGCUCUUUUCGCACAGCACUACCACAAGGAACAAUAAAUUAUAUUUUCUUGUAAUCCUUUACUCUUGUAAAUAGUUUGUGCGUGCAAGUUUUUCCAUCACCGGAAAAUUUUGAAUCUAUACUAAUAGUACUACCAAUAAAAAGAAUGACUUUUAAGUCAAGUCAACAGUUCAAUUUAGUUUUUAUUAUUUAUUUCUUUAGUUUGAAAAUCCUCAUGAAUACGGAUGGGGAUCGAUAAAGCCCAAGCCCACUUAUAUUUCAAAGCCCAAAAAGUAAAUCUCCACUGUAAAUAAUCAAAUCACUCGUCGACGAGCAGCAGAGUAACCCUAGCAGCAGACACACACACACACAGCUCACCAGAAGAGAGGAGUCUAAGUCGCCGCCGCCGAGCAAAGAAGAUGACUUUCAAACGCAGGAACGGAGGGAGGAACAAGCACAACCGUGGGCACGUGAAGCCAAUCAGAUGCUCCAACUGCGGCAAAUGUUGCCCAAAGGACAAGGCCAUCAAGAGGUUUAUCGUGAGGAACAUUGUGGAGCAGGCUGCUAUUAGAGAUGUUCAGGAAGCUAGCGUAUACGAUGGGUACACAUUGCCUAAGCUGUAUGCUAAGACGCAGUACUGUGUCUCCUGUGCGAUACACUCUCACGUUGUUAGAGUUCGUUCCCGCACCAACCGCAGAGUUCGUACUCCCCCGCCUCGUUUUGUUAGACGCAAGGAGGAUGCUCCCAAGCCUGGACAACCUGGUCAGGCUCCUCGUCCUGCUGGAGCUGCAGCUGCCCCGCGUGCCUGAAGCCUCUGAAUAUCCCUUGUUUCAGCUUUUUGAAGUUUUAUGUUUGGUUCAGAUUGAUCGUACUAGUACCAAUAUGUGAAUCUCGAAAGCUGUUUUAGUAGUGUUCUUGUUUCGACUUCGUUAUAUUUAAAACACUUUGUUUGUUUUCUCGAA
Molecule: messenger RNA, 1019 nt
Organism: Brassica napus (rape)
Lineage: Eukaryota; Viridiplantae; Streptophyta; Magnoliopsida; Brassicales; Brassicaceae
Product: 40S ribosomal protein S26-3
Exons: 5
Coding region: 477-866 (129 amino acids)
Biological process (GO): translation
Cellular component (GO): ribosome; cytosolic small ribosomal subunit
Molecular function (GO): structural constituent of ribosome; mRNA binding
Source: RefSeq, a predicted model, not a curated record